AUGUGUCUUUUAGUAUUAAGUCUAAUCAGUAUUUUUCCAAAUGAUAUCGCAAAUUUUUCUCAUAAGCAGUUGAACGAUUUUGAAAAAUAUGAAGUAAUUGAACAUUAUUGGGUACUUGAUAUCAACUUCAAGUUUCCGACUUGUGGCAAACGAAAUUUAAAAUUUCAGCAUUCUUGGUUGCGCUUAUUUGCAUGGUUGGUGUAUUCUGCUGCAGAAGACGGAGCUUACUGCCGUUAUUGUGUCUCAUUUGGAUCAAAUUUUGUUGGAAAAGGGAGUCAUCAGAGCUCAAAUAAGUUAGUGCAGACUGCGUUUCAAGAAUGGAAGAAAGCGCUCGAAAAAUUCAAAGAACACCAAACAAAAAAAUAUCACCUUGAUGCCAUGGAGGAUGGACAAAAUUUUAAAAUGAUUUACGAAAACCGGAAAUGUGAUGUGAUCAGCGAAAUUGACAAAGGACGGAAAAUACAGCAACUCGAAAACAGGAAAAAGUUAAUUCCGAUCAUCCGAGCAGUUUUGCUGUGUGGUAGGCAGGGAUUAGCAAUAAGGGGUCAUCGAGAUCAAGGACCUUUAUCAUUAAAAAUGCCACAAGAAAACGACGGAAAUUUCAGAGCGUUACUUCGUUAUUCCCUAAACAGCGGUGAUCAGGUUUUGGCCAAUCAUUUGAAUACUGCGGGUGCAAAUUCAAUGUAUUUAAGUUAUCGCAUUCAAAAUGAAAUAAUUGAUGCAGCAGGGAAACAAAUAACGACAAAUAUUGUGCAACGUGUAAACAAAUCUGGAUAUUUUUCUGUCAUUGCUGACGAAAGUACAGAUGUGAGUGGCAUUGAACAGUUUUCAAUAUGCGCUCGAUUUGUUGAUAAAAUUGACGAUGAUUAUAUUAUUCGAGAAGACUUUUUGUGUUUUAUUCCUGUUGAGGACGUUACCGGAAAGGGGCUUGCGAAUACGCUGUUGACCAAGAUGAAGUACAUUGGCAUAAACCUGGUUAAUAUGAGAGGACAAGGCUAUGAUGGAGCGCGAGCAAUGAGCGGAAAAUUCAACGGAUGUGCUGCCAAAGUUCGAGAAUUAUAUCCAGAAGCUAUUUACGUCCACUGCGCUAAUCAUAAUUUGAAUUUAGCCAUUACACACGCGUGUAAAAUACCAGCCAUCCGAAAUUGCAUUGGUACAAUUAAAGAGGUUGUAAAUUUAUUUCGCCUAUCUAAUAAGGCAGGUCUAGUUUUGAAAAACAAAAUUCAACAGUCUUGCCCAAAUUUUGUUUAA
This is a messenger RNA of Daktulosphaira vitifoliae (grape phylloxera), 1251 nucleotides long. RefSeq names its product zinc finger MYM-type protein 1-like. The transcript is spliced from 4 exons. The record is from RefSeq and is a predicted model, not a curated record. The coding region runs from base 1 to 1251 and encodes 416 amino acids. NCBI's taxonomy places the organism in Eukaryota, Metazoa, Arthropoda, Insecta, Hemiptera, Phylloxeridae.